Molecule: messenger RNA, 1659 nt
Organism: Kuraishia capsulata CBS 1993
Lineage: Eukaryota; Fungi; Ascomycota; Pichiomycetes; Pichiales; Pichiaceae
Exons: 1
Coding region: 1-1659 (552 amino acids)
Biological process (GO): proteolysis
Molecular function (GO): serine-type endopeptidase activity
Source: RefSeq, a predicted model, not a curated record
AUGAAGCUUUCUCACUCUGUUGCGUUGGGAGUCAUCUCUGCACUCUCUGCAAAUGCUUUGGUGAUCCCUUCGAUCGCCGAGUUGCCAUCCAUUUUUGCGCUCAACCCAGAGGAACAAGUCCUCAAGGUUGUCCCUGAUAAGGCUGCCGAGCUCGUGACCAAGAAGCCUAGUCCAGCCGCUGUGGCCGCUCCUUCGGCGCAAAUCGCUUCGAUUUUCAAGCCUUCUUCGGGAAAUGAGAUUCCACACUCUUACAUCAUCGUCUUCAAGGACCACGUUACUCCCGACGCCGUUGACUUCCAUCUUGAGUGGGUCAAGGAGGCCCACAGUAACUCUGCCGCCAAGAGCAAGGGUUCCAAGGAAUUCGAUUCGUUCUCCAACUCCGUCAAGGCUGCUGGAAUUGACAAUGUUUUGGGCGGAUUCACUGGAAAGUUCAACAUCGGCAACUUUAAGGGUUACACGGGUUACUUCUUGCCAGAGGUCUUGGAGCUGUUGAAGCUCAACCCCGAUGUUGCCUUCAUAGAGCAGGACCAAAGGGUCUUUGCCAGCGAUUUUGCCGUCCAAAAUGGUGCUCCAUGGGGUCUUUCAAGAAUCUCCCACAGACAAUCUUUGAACUUGGGGUCUUUCAACAAGUACCUGUACGACGAUGAUGCCGGAAAGGGUGUCACCGCCUACGUCAUUGACACAGGUGUUUCUGUGACCCACGAGGAGUUUGGCGGAAGAGCCAAAUGGGGUAAGACCAUUCCAGACAACGAUGAGGAUCUCGACGGAAAUGGACACGGUACCCACUGUGCUGGUACCAUUGGCUCGGAGCACUACGGUGUUGCCAAGGGCGCAGAUAUAGUUGCCGUGAAGGUUUUGAAAUCCAAUGGUUCCGGUACUAUGUCAGACGUUGUCAAGGGUGUUGAGUUUGCAGCACAGGCACAUGUGGCUGCUGCCAAGAAGGGAAAGAAGGGAUUUAAGGGUUCUACCGCUAACAUGUCUUUGGGUGGUGGCAAGUCGCCAGCUCUGGAUAUGGCCGUUAACGCUGCCGUUCGCACGGGUUUGCACUUUGCCGUUGCUGCAGGUAACGACAAUGCUGAUGCCUGUAAGUACUCUCCUGCUGCUGCCGAGAAUGCCGUCACUGUUGGUGCUUCUACCCUUUCUGACUUCAGAGCCUACUUCUCCAACUACGGUAAGUGUGUGGACAUCUUUGGUCCUGGUUUGAACAUUCUGUCCACUUACAUUGGUUCCGACACUGCCACUGCCACUCUUUCUGGAACCUCUAUGGCUUCUCCUCACGUUUGUGGUCUGUUGACGUACUUCUUGUCACUUCAGCCAGAUUCCGAGUCUCUGUAUGCCAGCGGAGGCUCUUCCGCUGUCACUCCAGCUCAGUUGAAGAAGAACAUCAUUGCGUACUCCACGCCAGAUGUCUUGAGCGAUAUCCCAGAUGAUGGAACUCCAAACCUGUUGAUCUACAACGGUGCUGGUCAGAACCUGACUGCUUUCUGGGAAGGAUCCAUUGACGAAGCAUCUAGAGCUAAGGAUGUGGAGUUCACUGAGUCAGUUUUGAGAGAGAUCAAGGAGGAGCUCCUUGACAUUGAAGAAUCCUUCUCUGAGGUCAUGAGCUCUUUUAUCGGAGAGCUCAAGGAGGAGGUUUUUGAUGCUCCCGCUUCCCAAUAA